Melospiza melodia melodia is the source of this 1215-nucleotide messenger RNA. RefSeq lists its product as uncharacterized. Bases 1 to 1215 code for a protein of 404 amino acids. NCBI's taxonomy places the organism in Eukaryota, Metazoa, Chordata, Aves, Passeriformes, Passerellidae. The record is from RefSeq and is a predicted model, not a curated record. The transcript is spliced from 11 exons.
AUGGCGCUCUGGAACUCCACGGGUGGGCAGAGCAGACACCCGUUACCCGGGCAUGGAAUGUUGCCCCUGGUUGCCAGGGGCACUCCCACUUCCAAGGUUCUGUUGGCAUGGACUCUGUUGAGCCAGUUGACGGAUUCUCUGCUGCGCAGCAGACGUGGAGCAUCCGUCUUCUCCAUCCCGGCUGGGAAUAGAGAGCGAUUUGCUGACAUUUGCGAGCCAAACUCUGCACUGACUGUACAGCGUCAGCGAAAGCGCCCUGGAGGAGCAGUUGGUUCCAGACCAGCUCGGAAACGGAGCAGGCUGCUGCCCUCCAGCGCAGGUGGAACUUUGCAGACCGAGCCAAGAGACCUUGAGGAAAGUGGUGCACCUGCCUUUGAGCCUGGUGAAGAAGUGAUAGAUCUCACAGGUGAAGAAGUGAUAGAUCUCACAGGUGAAGACGUUAUAGAUCUCCCAGGAGGAUCUUCUGAGCCUGAAGUCAUCACUCUUAGUGACAAUGAGUCUCCUGUGGACAGGGAGCAGAGCCAGCAGCAGCCUCAUCUUUCCAGAGCAUCAGAGAAUUCUGUUGAGCCACUGGCAAGGAAUGAUGAAGAGGAACCAAUAGAAGAUGAUGGUGAUUGGCUGCGAUUUACUAAUGAACGUCCAUUUCGGUCAGGUGAGGACUCAGAGGCCAGGGAGCAGAACCAGCAGCACUCACAGCUGUCCAGAGCAGCGGAGAAUUCAGCUGGUCCAGUGGCAACUCGUGACGAAGAGGAACCAAGAGAUAAUGAUGGUGCACAGACAGCUGGUCCUGCUAGUCUUCCAAUGAGGGAGGGUGACAACUCUCAGGUGCAGGACAGGGAGCAGAGCCAGCAGCACCCACUUGGCUCCAGAGAGGCAGAGAGUUCAGCUGAGCUGCGGGCGAGUGACAACGAAGAGGAACCAAGAGAUAGCAAUGAUUCUAUUAACUCUGAUGAAUGGCCAGACCGUUUUGAGAGUCCUCCGACAUGGCAGGAUGACAUUACAGAUGACUGGGAAGGGAGCCAGCAGUACUCACUUCAUUCCACAUCAACAGAGGAUUCGGUCGAAUUAGUGCCGUUCAACCUUCUAAUGGAACCACGAGAUAUUGAAUUUGAACGACUAAGAAGUCUUGUUAGUCCUCCACAUUGGGAGGAUGACAAUGCAGAGUGUGACAUGGACACUGGAGUGUCAGAGGUGAUUGUUGCCUGCGGUUUCUGA